This is a messenger RNA of Acanthosepion pharaonis, 1068 nucleotides long. The record is from the annotation of a GenBank genome assembly. Lineage: Eukaryota; Metazoa; Mollusca; Cephalopoda; Sepiida; Sepiidae.
AUGAAAAUCAUCGAAUUUGGCGUUUUUCUAAUUGUCACGUUUUUUGUCUCUUCAGUGUUCAGCAAUGAUUGCAAGACGGAGACAACUUGCGGGACGUGCAUUCAGCGAAAUGGUACUUGUGGUUGGUGUCUUUCUCCAGACUAUAAAGGUAACUUCCGGUGUGAGACAAAAGAGCGCUUAAUAAGUUCCGGCUGUCCUGAACAUAAAGUCCUCCAAUCAAUCAACAGUGCUCACCUGCAGAAGAACAGAAAAGUGACGAAAAAGCGGUUGUUGCAGCCACAAAAAGUUACGCUACAACUGGUCCCAAACACUGGUUAUGUUCUUCCGGUCAAAGCUUAUCUGUUAGCGAAGAAUAAUGAUCAACGUUUAGGAGGGGAGGUGAUCCUAUCAGUCAAGGCACCAAAGUAUUUGAAAGUUACAAUGAAGUCUGAUUGCAAUAACAAUCACCCAGCUCCUGUCGAAACAUCUUCAUGUCAUGGUAUACACGAUGGACAAACUGCCACAUUCUCUUUCACGAUUCUCACUGAAACUUGCUUCGCGAAGAAGAAAACGAUUUACGUUCGCGCAAAUAAUAUGAGGAAGGCUCAGUUGGUAAUCGUCGUCAAAGCGAAAUGUGAAUGCGACUGCGAACGGAAGAAAGCAGUGAAAGAUAACGCCCAAUACUGCAAUGGAAACGGCAAGCUUGUUUGUGGCCUGUGCAAUUGUAACUAUGGUAACUAUGGACGAAAUUGUGAAUGCAGUGGAGGCAGAGAAAAGGACGAAAAAGACUGCAUUCGACCGGGUGACAGUGAGGUGUGUUCCGGAAACGGAAAUUGCCUGUGCGGAAAUUGUAUGUGCUUACCAGACUCGUUUGGAAACAACCGUUACAGUGGGCGCUAUUGUUCUUGUGACCGUAUGAGUUGUCCAAGAUUCAAUGGAUCUGUUUGCGGAGUGAACAUUCUUUCACCCUCUCUUCUCUCAUCUCGCUCGCUACACAUAGCCCUACCUUUCCCUCUCCACAUUCCCAGUUCCUUUCUUUCUCUUUUCUUCCGCAACUUACCGGACAAUUUCAUUUUUUGUACAAGAUAA